CCCCCAUGAACAAAUCUUUCUUGCUCCGAUACCAAGAAUUGCCCAGGAUUCACGAUCGAAUCAUAAACCCCGUCAAAAGGACCAAACAAGGUGUAAUUUGAUUGAAAUCUCUUUCUCCAGAACUGGGUACAAGCUACCGCACGUACCCUCCACGGCCAAGCUAUCCCCGGAGGAUCGCUUUUCCCAGCCACUUCGGCUACCCACUGGAUCAUCGCCUUUGGCCACCCGUUGCCAACUGUCGGACGAAUCAGAGUCCAGAUGUUUAACUGCCGAGCCGACAUGCUCUCUGCAUCGAUUAUUGGAGCGUGAAGCCGGCCGUGCCCCCGCCAGAAAACCAACAACCCCGGGUUGUUUAGUACCCCGUGGAGAAAUUGUUCGAUGGCCAUGCGGCCGAUGAGUCUAACUCUAGAUAUGUCCCUUUCCCCGUGGUCCCACUCCGCGAUAUCGGACCUCCCCACAAUUCAACGCCCCAGCCAAGCAGCCCAGCCGACCAGCAGAAUUUUCCAGCCCAAAUGGACCAAUGCCACCGUCUCUGCCCAGCCCUUGGUCUUGUUCUGCCUCCAAACCUUUACAAAAUAGCCUUUGGCGCAAGCCCCUGCCUUUAAGCUCUGUACGCUGCUCUGACUAUCGUUUUGCCGGAGUGGCUUUUUUAGCCUUUGCGAGAAGAAAGGUUGUGUUAUACUCUUCUCCGCGAGUUCAAACCUUGUCUCCAAGAUUUUCUUUCGCCCCCCGGGUCUCCGCAGACACUUUCUUUCCUUCUUCCCCAGUUUGAACCAGUGGUCUGGGGAUCGCGUGGCUAUUUAGAUCUCGCAUAUCCCACUUCCUUUCGAACUUCAGCAAGAGCCUCUUCCUCCCCCCUUCUUCUUCAUACCCCGGAUUUUCUUCCCUUGAAACACUACCUUCCAGCUUGAUACCCUUUUAAGGGCGCGAGUUGUUUACCUCGUGCUUUGGAAGGGAUCGAUUCGACUUCCUCUGGACUCAGGUCCAAGGUCACUACCUAUAAUCCCUAUUUGCACCUCUUGUCUUAUUAUCAUUGUUCGUUGAUUUUAUUUCUUCGUCACCAUGUCUAUCCUUAAGAUGGUCGAGGAUCGGCCGACGCCCAAGGCCGUCUACAAUUGGAGGGUCUACCUCCUGGCAGCCGUGGCGUCGUGCACAUCCUGCAUGAUCGGUUAUGACAGUGCCUUCAUCGGUACCACCCUCGCUCUGGACUCGUUCAAGAGCGAGUUCCACUUCGACACCAUGUCCACCGCUACCAAGAACCUGAUCAGUGCCAAUAUCGUCUCCUGCUACCAGGCCGGUGCCUUCUUCGGUGCCUUCUUCGCCUACCCCAUUGGUCACUUCUGGGGCCGUCGUAUGGGUCUCAUGUCUGCCGCUAUUAUCUUCGUUCUUGGUGCUGGUAUCAUGCUGGGUGCUAACGGCUCCCGUGGCUUGGGUCUGAUCUACGCUGGUCGUGUCCUGGCUGGUCUGGGCGUCGGCGCGGGCUCCAACCUUACCCCUAUCUACAUUUCCGAACUGUCACCCCCUGCUAUUCGUGGUCGCCUGGUCGGUGUCUACGAACUUGGGUGGCAGGUUGGUGGUCUUGUGGGCUUCUGGAUUAACUAUGGUGUCUCCGAGACCCUGGCUCCCAGCCACAAGCAGUGGUUGAUUCCUUUCGCCGUUCAGCUGAUCCCGGCCGGUCUCCUUUUGAUCGGUGGUGCCUUCAUCCGCGAGUCGCCCCGUUGGCUGUUCAGUUGUGGUCGUCGCGAGGAAGCUAUCAAGAACCUUUGCUGGAUCCGUCAGCUGCCCGAGGAUGACAUCUAUAUGAUUGAGGAGAUUGGUGCCAUCGACCAGGCCCUGGAGGAGCAGCGCUCUACCAUCGGCGUUGGCUUCUGGAAGCCAUUCCAGGCUGCCGGCACCAACAAGCGUGUUAUGUGGCGUCUGUUCCUGGGUAGCAUGCUCUUCUUCUGGCAAAAUGGCUCUGGCAUCAAUGCUAUCAACUACUAUUCGCCUACCGUUUUCAAGAGUAUUGGCGUUACUGGUACCAACACUAGUCUCCUGACCACCGGUAUCUUCGGUGUUGUCAAGACUGUCGUCACCUUCGUGUGGUUGCUGUAUCUCAUUGAUCGCGUCGGUCGUCGUAACCUGCUCCUGAUCGGUGCUGUCGGUGGUUCCAUCUGCUUGUGGAUCGUUGGUGCAUACAUCAAGAUCGCCGAACCCGCCAAGCACCCCAAGACCAGCAUGGACGGCGGUGGUAUUGCGGCCAUGUUCUUCUUCUACCUCUGGACCGUCUUCUAUACCCCGACCUGGAACGGUACGCCCUGGGUACUCAACUCGGAAAUGUUCGACACCAACAUGCGUUCUCUGGCCCAGGCCUGUGCCGCCGCCUCCAACUGGCUGUGGAACUUCCUCAUCUCACGCUUCACCCCACAGAUGUUCACCGCCAUGGGAUACGGCGUGUACUUCUUUUUCGCGUCGCUCAUGAUCCUCUCCGUCUUCUUCGUCUUCUUCCUCAUCCCCGAGACCAAGGGUAUUCCCCUCGAGAGCAUGGACCGUCUGUUCGAGAUCAAACCUAUCUGGCGCGCUCACGCACAGAUUGUUGCCACUUUGCGCGAGGAGGAGGAGGGCUUCCGUCACGAUAUUGAGGAAUCUGGUCUCGCUGAGUCUAAGCUGAACGCCGAGCAGGUCGAAAACGCUGCGACCCAGCAGUCCAAGACUUCGUACGCUUGAUCAGAAACGCCGUAUUUAUUUUGUCGUCGUGGUCGUGUUUUCGAUGUUUUAGAUUCGUGUGUGUGUGUUUUGAUCCGUUGAUUCAGAUCAAACAGGGUGUGACCCUAUAAUGUUGAUAUAUCCCUUGAAUGAACA
This is a messenger RNA of Penicillium brasilianum, 2841 nucleotides long. The record is from the annotation of a GenBank genome assembly. NCBI's taxonomy places the organism in Eukaryota, Fungi, Ascomycota, Eurotiomycetes, Eurotiales, Aspergillaceae.